AAUUAUAUUUGUAUGUAAAAAAAAAGGGAUGUAUCUAUACGUUUACAAUCUGUCGAUGGUCUUAAUCGAUGCGACCAAAAUUAUACGCUUUACAGAAUAUCUCAUGAUGGAAGACAGAUAAAAAUGUCAAACGAGAAGAGGCACGAGCCGACGAUCUACGAGGCGAUAAAUAAAAAUCGAGAGGAAGAGGAAAAACGCAACGUGGAGACGGAAAAGGGAGAAGAAGGAAAGGUCGGGGGGAGUUGGAACGGGGGUGGAGAAGGGGCUGGAAGAGAAGGUCUGGGAAACGCUUCAUGCAUCGGAGAGCACAAGCGCUCACGUAAUAACACGAUCGGAAAGCGAGCGAAGCACCGUCUCACGCGUGUACGCACUUUUCGUGCGCCGACACGCGUGGCUCUUCUUCACGUCGUAUGUGCCGGUAUCAGAAAGAAAGGCACGAGCGUGCGCGGCUCCGAGCGUGCUCGUCGAAACGCGCGUGUAAUAUUUAUCCUAGUACGAGCGCGAACGAGCAUCCUAUUUUUAUAUGUACAUCGUACACAGGACGCACGUCGCGAAAAUCUCAGCGCGCUUCGGCGAAGGGAGACUCGAAGGUCGACCUUUUUUUACCGAGUGAGAUAAUUCAAGAUAUGAGGUACGCGGUUUGACGAUUAAAGCUCGUGGACAAA
Molecule: messenger RNA, 665 nt
Organism: Acromyrmex echinatior (Panamanian leafcutter ant)
Lineage: Eukaryota; Metazoa; Arthropoda; Insecta; Hymenoptera; Formicidae
Source: RefSeq, a predicted model, not a curated record